Phodopus roborovskii (desert hamster) is the source of this 2370-nucleotide messenger RNA. RefSeq names its product protein PPP4R3C. Gene Ontology annotation, cellular component: protein phosphatase 4 complex; nucleoplasm. NCBI's taxonomy places the organism in Eukaryota, Metazoa, Chordata, Mammalia, Rodentia, Cricetidae. The record is from RefSeq and is a predicted model, not a curated record. Gene Ontology annotation, molecular function: protein phosphatase activator activity. The transcript has a single exon. Gene Ontology annotation, biological process: DNA damage response; protein dephosphorylation. Bases 1 to 2370 code for a protein of 789 amino acids.
AUGUGGCCUAGGGAGGCAAAGUCACAAAUCCACCCACAUGACAGAUUUUAUAGAGUGAAAGUCUAUGUCCGGAAGGAAGAUGAGGAAUGGGAACAUCUAGGCUCUGGACAAAUUUCCACCAAAUACAUCGGUCGCCUGCAAGAUGUUUGCCUGCUUGUUCACUCAAAAUCAAAUGACUCACUGAUAAUGGAGUGCACAAUACAUCACAAUGUACCAUAUAGGAGACUAAAAAGGAAUUUAAUUACUUGGACUGAACCUAACAACCUUACCAUAGCAAUACGUUUCCGUGACCCAGAUGGUUGUCAAGAUAUCUGGGAAGAUAUCUGCCAAGUUCAAGGCAAAGAUCCAAGUGUACAAAUCACACAAGAACCUACAGAUGAUUUAGAUGUUUUUCAAGAACUUCCCAAUAUCCAGAAUUUGUAUGAGAUGCAAACUUGUGAAAACAGCACUCUUGAGCACAUUGCAGAUUUAUUUAAUUUUGUUGAGGAAUCGCCAUGCUACAAGGAAAGGCUGGCUCUUCUUUUGGAAAAUGAAGAUUACAUUAAAAAAUUGCUACAGAUCUUCCACAUUUGUGAAAACCAGAAGAACAUGGAAGGAUUAUAUUAUUUAUACAUCAUUGUUAGAGGAAUGUUAUUUCUCAACAAUAUGCCAUUGUAUAAGAUCUUGUUUUCUGAUGAGUGCAUCAUGGAUGUAUUAGGAUGCCUUGAGUAUGACCCUAUUUUGGAUCAUCCAUAUCGGCACAGGGAAUUCUUGACCAAAAAUGCAAAAUUCAAGGAAGUUAUGCCAAUAACAUGCUCAAAACUCAGACAAAAAAUAGACCAGACCUAUAGAGUACAAUAUAUUCAUGACAUUCUAUUCCCGACAUCAUCCAAAUUUCAUGAUAAUCGUCUUUGUGAAUUUACAACUUUCAUUUCUUAUAACAAAAUUGAAAUAGUUACCAUGCUGCAGGAAGAUGAAAUGCUUUUGCAUGAAGUAUUUGCUCAGUUAAAAGAUAACACUAUAAGUCAUGAAAGACAGCUUGAGUUGUUAUUUUUUUUCAAAGAAUUCUGUGAAUUUGGUAAGAUAUUAAAUUCUCAAAACAAAGAUGAAUUGUUGCAAACAGUGAUAAAUCUUGGACUCAUGAGUGCUUUAAAAGUUUCAGUACUUAAACAAGACUACCAAACAAAAGAAGCUGGUAUAGAUAUAUUUACUCGUCUAGUAGAAUACAAUCCACAAAUAGUCCGAAUGUAUGCAAUGGAAGAAGCACAGGCAAGCGAAAAUUAUGAUGAUCUUCUCAUCAAUAUCAUGAUCAAACAAAUCAUCUGUGAUCCUGACCAUGAAUCUCCAUAUGUUUUAAGUUUGACUGCAGUUCUCCGUGCAAUUCUUGAUCCACAAAGCAUGUGCACAACAGGGGACAGAUGUGAAAAGGAGAAAUUUAUGAAUUUCUUUUAUUCACAUUGCAUGAAUAACUUGGCUGAACCAAUUUUGUCUAUUCCAGGACAAAGUGAUAGUGAUGAUAACAGGGCCAACAUCUAUCCUGAUAAUUACCAAAAUGCACAAUUGCUUGGAGUAGUGUUAGAAUUACUCACCUUUUGUGUAAAACACCAUACAACUUACAUUAGAAAUUAUAUUUUGAGCAACAACUUGCUCAGCAGAGUCCUGGUGCUGACGAGCUCAAAGCACACAUUUCUGGUUUUGUGUGCUAUCAGGUUUAUGAGACAGAUGGUUGGCCAUAAUGAUGAAAUUUAUAAUCUUUACAUAAUGAAGAAAAAUCUUUUUGAACCUGUUAUAAAAGCUUUUACACGUAAUGGGGAAAGAAAUAAUAUGCUAAACUCAGCUAUUAUUGAGCUGUUUGAAUUUAUAAGAGAGGAAAACAUCAAGUCUCUUAUUGCAAAUGUUGUAGAAAAUUUUUUUACUGCAUUGGAAUCAAUUGAGUAUGUCCAGACCUUUAAAGGGUUAAAAGUUAAAUUUGAAGAGGAGAAGGAAAGGGAAAGUCAAAUGAGAAAGAAUUUACGUAAUAUAGUAUACCAGAUUGUAUACUGCACACAUAAGAAGUCUAUGGAGGUACAAAGCAAGGAAGAAAUGUGUUCUGGAGAAAGUACUGAAGCUAUUCUACCAAUGGGAAGUGAUUUUCCAAAUCAUUAUGACAUGUUUGUAAGAAUUAAAGAUACAAGUGAAAAUGUAGAACAGCCAGAAAGAAAAGCUUUUGACUGUUCUUCAUCUCAUUCUGAUGCUUCUGCUAAUAGAAAGUGUGAGCCAAACUAUAGCCACAAGAUUCCUUUAGUGGACUACCCAGAUGAUGACGAUGAUGACGUAGACAAUGAAGACCAUCAUGACAUUGAUAAAGAGGAAGAACAACCUCUUCCCAAAAGAUCUAAACUUGGUUCAUAA